Molecule: messenger RNA, 1259 nt
Organism: Lingula anatina
Lineage: Eukaryota; Metazoa; Brachiopoda; Lingulata; Lingulida; Lingulidae
Product: leukocyte elastase inhibitor
Biological process (GO): negative regulation of endopeptidase activity
Molecular function (GO): serine-type endopeptidase inhibitor activity
Source: RefSeq, a predicted model, not a curated record
AUUACAUUUCUGUCCCAGUAUAUAACAAUGUCCACUUUUGCGAUUUUUGUGGCACUCCUUUGUGUGAUGUCAACUGGCGCGACGGUGAAGGAACUAGCAGAACUGAACACAGACUUUGGGUUCAGUAUUUACAAGCAGUUGACCGCCGAUCCAGAUGUUAAAGACAUAUUUUUCUCACCUAUUAGCAUCUCCACCGCUUUGGCCAUGCUACAGCUGGGCACUAACGGCACCACUGAAGAUCAGAUAAACCGCGCGAUGAAAUUCGACACACUCAGCCAAAACGAGAACGUUGCUGUUCUUUUCCACGACCUUAACGCUAAAUUGUAUAAUGCAAGCAACAACUACACGUUGAAAUCCGCCAACAGGUUCUUUGGGAGCAAACGUUUUCCAUUUCGACAAACAUUCCUUAGCGACAUGCGAGACUAUUUUAAUGCAGAACCCGAGUCUGUGGAUUUCACGGCAAAUCCCGAAGGGUCUCGCGUACAUAUCAAUAAAUGGGUAGAAAGACAAACAGCAGAUAAAAUUAAAAAUCUACUGGCAAAAGGGACAAUUACCAAAAGCACCGUCUUCGUUUUGGCCAAUGCCAUCUACUUCAAAGGAUUGUGGAACGCGUCAUUCAAUUCCAGCUUGACCAAAGAACUGCCUUUUAAAACUAAUGACCAGGAGACAAAUAUCCCAAUGAUGAAAAUGUUGGGGGAGAAAUACCGCCACGGUAUUAGUGCAACAUGGAACUGUCAAAUACUAGAACUACCAUAUACCGGGAAUGUCAGCAUGUUCGUCUUUCUCCCCAAUGAACCCGACGGUCUUCCUCAGCUUGAGAGUGCAAUCAACAGCCUCGAGCUUAACUCCCUGGUGAAAAAUCUGACCAAGAGGCCCGUGGACGUCUAUCUGCCCCGAUUUGAACUUAAGGACGUUACUAUUAAGCUUGCGGACCAUUUGAAAAAACUUGGUAUGACGGAUAUGUUUGUGGACGGGGAAGCAGACCUGAGUGGUAUAGGCGGUGCUCCGGGACAAUUGUUCAUAUCUACAGCUGUUCAUCAAGCAUAUGUUAAGGUGGACGAAGAAGGAACAGAGGCAGGAGCCGCGACAGCCAGUGGAGGAGCCGCCGGCAUGAGACCCCAAGAGUUCAAGGCGGAUCAUCCCUUUAUGUUCAUGAUACGGGAUAAUAUCACUGAAACCAUUCUCUUCAUGGGGAGACUGCACGAGGCACCAGGGAAGAGCGAUACCACUCUGCGAUUCAAUUAGCACUUUUUUCUCUG